Glycine soja is the source of this 1662-nucleotide messenger RNA. RefSeq names its product probable ubiquitin-conjugating enzyme E2 24. The record is from RefSeq and is a predicted model, not a curated record. The transcript is spliced from 2 exons. Bases 851 to 1606 code for a protein of 251 amino acids. NCBI's taxonomy places the organism in Eukaryota, Viridiplantae, Streptophyta, Magnoliopsida, Fabales, Fabaceae.
CAAAGCAAAGACUCUCUCUUUCUCACUUACACUCACACAAUCUCUCUCAUCUAUGUGUCUUUCUCUUUCCAGCUUGGUAAUAUUAGUACAAGUAGAGUAGUAGUAGCUCCUGAUGGUGUUGUUAUUGUGUUGUGACCGAUUAAAAGGUUAGAUAUUUAUGCCACAUUUUUAUGUUUAUGCUUAGUACCCAAUUGGUGAAAAAAAUUGGUUUAUAGCUAGCUAGGCAUUUGAUGCUCCUAUCAGAGACACCCCCCCUGCAAAGGGAAACUCUACUAAAAUUAGUUCUGUCUCUUUCAGUCAUCGCAUGAUUUUUGAGUUAGAAUUUGAUGCCCUUGGUCGUGCCUUGUUCUUGGAUUCCAAAUUUGAAUCCCAGAAUUUUAAUGGCAAGAGUUUCAACUUUCAACAACCCUUCAUGUCCUAUCUUUAAAAUCAGAAGAAAAUAAGAAAAGAUACUCAUUGUUCUGUUCACUCAUGUCAUGUUGGAGCUUCUUAAUUAGAAGAAGCAUGGUGUUGUGUUUUCCACAACAACAAAUAAAUUCAUCAUCUAAUCUUUGCUUAACACCAAUAUUUUGAUCGAAUGAGGGAUUUUUAGAUGUUGUUGUGUGGACAAAGGAGAAAAGGGAAUCUGCUUUACUUGUAGUUUGAUGAGUUGUUAGCUAAAUCUCACUGUCUAUGUCCCCUUUAUCCUCUAAAGACUGAAAGGUUCACUUUUCUUGUCUGAGGGGAAACAUUUUCUCCCCUUUUACUGAGCAUUCUUAAUCUUAGGGUUCCUCCAUGAUGGCAAGAUUCCAAAAACUUGACCUUGUUGUCCUAUUUUUCACAUACAAACUGGCAACUUGGUGACUGGUGCAUGCUCGCAGUUGUGGACCAAAAGGAACAGAUGAUUCAAGAUGCAUCUACUUAUGAUGCUUAUAACGAGCAUGGUAUGGCUAGAGGAUAUAAGAGAAGAAAUCUUAACAUUUGGGAAUUAUUUCUAAUUGAAAAGAUAAAGACCAAAGUUGAUGUUGUUUGGCAUAAUGGUGAACAUACUUCGGGAUUGGAUCCACACAACUUAGUCCCAAUGAAUGUCAUAAACACUCAUGAAUUUUGGCCCCAACAGUUUGUGCUGGAAAAAGGUGCUUCUGAUGAUUCUCUUAAUCCUAGCAAACAAAGAUGGGGUGUUGUUCUUUCCAUAGAUGCAAAAGAGCAUACUGUAAAGGUGCACUGGAGAACUGUUCCCACAUCUGAGACAGAUAAUUUAGCUGGAGACACAAUGAUUGAGACUAUGAGUGCCUAUGAACUUAUCGAGCACCCAGAUUACUCCUGUUGUUUUGGUGAUAUUGUGUUCAAGGUGGCCCAAAAACUUGGUUACGAAGCUGAUAAAGAUAAUGCAAAGUUAGUGACUGACUUGAAUGUGGAAGUUCCUCGGAUAAAUUGGGACCAAAUCAGUUAUCCGAAUAAGUCUGUAGAUAACAAUUACCUUUCCUGUAUUUCCAAUGUUACUGGUUUUGAAGAUGGUGACGUGGAGGUGAAAUGGGCUACUGGUUUAACAACCAAGGUUGCACGUUAUGAAAAUUUUCAAAUUGAUAAGCACGAAGGUUCAAUUGCAACCCCCUAUUCCUUAUGAAGCAAAUGUUGAGGAGUUGACUCCAGAGAUGAUUGGAAGUCAACCAUUAGACAAGA